AUGGAAAACCAUCUCCUCACUCAGAGUAUCAUCAACGAAACCAACGCCCCAAAUAUCCUUGGAUGUGCCGGGCUUUGCUUGCGUUUCCCCUGCUGUCGUUCGGUGAAUUACAACGGCGAGACCAAGCGGUGCUUGCUCAGUAACGAUACGGGGGUCGAAGUGACUUCUGGACGGGUGGAUAUCAUCGAUGGCUGGAUGCUACUAAUGCCAAAGCAACCCAUAGGCCAGUGUGUGGAUAUGCCAUGCCAAAAUGGCGCCAACUGUAAUGCAGUCUGCGUUGACGGAACAGACAUGUUCACGUGUGACUGCUUGGCCGGUACGCUAGGAGUACGAUGUCAUAUAACUGAUGAGUGCAACAUAGCGAUUGGAAUGGAGUCUAUGCAAAUCCCAGACGCCCUGAUAAGCGCCUCAUCUUUUGAAGACACCGACCAUGCAGCGCAUAAAGCUAGACUCCACCUUCCAGCCGUAAGUUGGACGGCCGAGUCAACAGAUACGACUCCCUGGCUCAAAGUGGACCUGCUGAGGCUGACCGACGUUACGGGUGUGGCUAUUCAGGGAUCUGGCCAAAGUAACCAAGGUUGGGUCACUAAAUUUACAAUCUCAUUCCUUGACGAAAGUGAUGGUGAAACCGAAGUGGUUUAUACAGAAUCUUCAGGAGAAGAACAGACCUUUGACGGAAAUAUAGAUGUUUCAGGUGAAGAGAAGUACCAUCUCUAUCCGAUCAUUCAAACGCGAAGCCUAACUUUUCAUUUUUUGGAAUGGAAUGAAAAAUGCAGUGCAAGAGUUGAGAUAUACGGAUGCAGUGAUGAAGAGUGGAUUCUGGCUUUCAAAGGCAGAGCUGAAACUGGUUACGAUAUUUAUGAUGCGUGGGUGAGCCCCGAUGACGACUUGACUCAAAUCUGGGCAGAUCGGGAGUUGCAAAGACCGCAUCAUUACAGGAACAACGCUGUAUUCAACAAAUGGAGUCAGUUGCCGAUCACUGAGGUUAAAUUUUCAUUGUUCGCCGUCGAACCAGCCAUUGUUGAACUUCUCAAGAUGAAAUUCCAAGGGGAGGGUUCUGACUAUAAGAGUUGGUUUAAAACAUCUACAAUCCUUGAAUCACCAUGGUCAGAUCUCACUGCUGGCAGCACGGUUUACAUUGGCUCUAUGGAAGGCAGUGAUGUAACCAUCGGUAAACGACGUUUCCAAUUUGAGUCGUGCGUAUACAGUGGCUGCUACAACGACUGUGGUUGGCUAGUAGUACCUACCUGUGGGUCCCCAUGCACAUGUGCCUUCGAGGCAGAGCUUUCUGGGAGAAACACUGCUUCAAAGAUAAUCUAUUGCAAGAAGACUUCAAGUUGUCGCUGGAUUGAUGACUUUGCAGAAGUUGGUUUUGCCGAUGCUCUGACUAUUCACGUCAAGUUCUGAGACUUUAUCAAGCUGGUGAUAAUUUAACGCAUUAUUCAUAUUAAUUUUUUAUACUAUCGGUUUUCUGGGUCAAUUUCGGUAAAUGAGCAGCCAAUUUAACCACCACGCUAUUCUUUUUCGCAAGAAAUCGAAUGCUACUGAAAAGGGUAAUUCAAUUUCAUUUUAAGACUAGUCAAAUAUACUGUUGCCUCAUUUGAUUUAACAAAACAUUCAUUCAAUUUAACGAUUCAUCGAAGCUGCAUUCAAAUCCGCAGGAGUUUUUUGAGGCGUGUGUUUAGUCAUUCAAUUGAAUUUUUGGGCGGUCAAUUCCGGAAUGUGUGCAAUCUAAAAAACGCUUGGUUAACUUUUUGUUUCCUUCUGAAUAUUAAAGGCAUUCAGUUCAUCUUUGGGCACUUGAAUGAACAGGUUGACUACUUUGGUCGACCAAUUGGAACCAGCUGCGAUGCCCAUGGUUUCUUCACUGGUCCUAACAGCAUGUUCCAUUCUAACAUGUGUAAAGCACAGAGGAGAACCAUGGGCGACACUAUAGCGAAAACGCGGAAGGUUGACUAGGCGUCGUUCGAGUGAGUGCGUUACUGCACAUGUAAUAAUAUAAUAU
Asterias rubens (European starfish) is the source of this 2005-nucleotide messenger RNA. RefSeq lists its product as uncharacterized. NCBI's taxonomy places the organism in Eukaryota, Metazoa, Echinodermata, Asteroidea, Forcipulatida, Asteriidae. The transcript has 8 exons. The coding region runs from base 1 to 1407 and encodes 468 amino acids. The record is from RefSeq and is a predicted model, not a curated record.